Telopea speciosissima is the source of this 802-nucleotide messenger RNA. RefSeq lists its product as uncharacterized. The record is from RefSeq and is a predicted model, not a curated record. The transcript has 3 exons. The coding region runs from base 82 to 618 and encodes 178 amino acids. NCBI's taxonomy places the organism in Eukaryota, Viridiplantae, Streptophyta, Magnoliopsida, Proteales, Proteaceae.
AGACCUCCUCUCUCGGUAGGAACCGGUGGGAGAGAGAGAGAGAGAGUGUGUGAGGGAGUGAGGGAACGAGAGCAGACAGUAAUGGAGAAAGCUCUGACGAAGGUGGGAAGCUUAAAAGCUGGGAGCUUUUGGAUUUCCCGUAAAGCCAAGGAGGAGAUCUCCAACAUUACUGAAGACAUCACUUCUAUCUCCAAUACUGUUGAAGAGAAGGCUAAAUGGAUCUUCAACAAACUAAAAGGCAAGCCUUCAAAGGCCCUACCAGAUCUCCUUCGAGAGUACAACCUACCAUCAGGCCUCUUUCCCCGGAAUAUUACUUGUUAUGAGUUCGAUGAAUCAAAGGCUAAGCUGAUCGUGUACCUGCCUUCUACCUGUGAGAUUAGCUACAAGGACUCCUCUGUUAUAAGAUACGCUACUCGUGUCAAAGGGGUGCUGACAAGGGGAAAGCUCAGUAGUGUUGAAGGAAUGAAGACUAAAGUCCUGGUAUGGGUUAAAGUCACUAAUGUGACCGUUGAGAGCUCCAAGUCAGACAAGGUUUGGUUCACGGCUGGUGUGAAGAAAUCAAGACCAAAGGAAGCAUAUGAGAUUCCUCGUGAUGCCAUUAAAGUGGAAGAGUUUUAAGGACAGAAUAUCAGAUAUCAUGCUUGCCCAUUUUUCAGUAUUAUGUGUGUGCAUGACCUUAUUCAUUAGUACAUUCAUAUGUGCACAUAAGUUUCAGAUAUCUGUUCUUUUAUGAGGAAGAUCAAUGGGAAAAAUUGUUUUCUUUUCCCAACUCUUUCGGCCAAUAAUAUCUUGAAUGCCGCCU